AGAUCCAUAUGGAUUAAAUAAUGUAUUUCCAGAUUACAUUAUAUUGAAAGUAUUAUUUUAAGGAGAGUAUGUAAAUAAAGAGCUAUAAAAGUUCGUUUGGUGAGGCAGCUAUUAAGUUAGACACAGCAAGAUCAUCGACUGUUUAUGCAUUAGAAUAGACUCAUUUAAUAUAUUUGAAUGAAAUGGCAUAUUUAGAAUUAAUUAAUCCUUAUAUGAGUGCUGCAUUAGAUAAUAAAAUAAAUUAUUUUUCAAAAAGUCCAUUAUUUUAAAAUAUUGAACCUUAAGAAUUUAUGGGUAUAAUUUUAGAAUGUAAAAUGAUUACAUAUCAUGCUGGUGAAAUUAUAUUUAAAGAAGAUGAUAAACCUACUCAUUUAUAUUUUAUUAUUGAUGGUGAGAUUGAAUUAUCUAAGAAAGUAGGAGAAAAAAGAAUAAUUUUAUCAUCAUAUGGAUAAUAUUAAGGAUUUGGAGAAGUUGAAAUAAUGUUAAAGAUAUCUAGAUUUACAUAAGCUAAAGUUAUUACACCAAAAUUACAUGUUUAUAGAAUAAGAAAGAGAUAAUAUUUUGAUAAUUUAGGUAAUUAUUAAAUUUUUGAAACAAUGAAAAAGAAUUCAAAUCUUAUAUUUAAACAUUGGUAAAAUAGAUGUGAAGUUGCUUAAUAAACUAUUCAUUAAUAAGAUGAAGUAUAUUUAUUUUAUUUAUAAUCAGAUUUUUAAGGCUGCUCAAGAUGUUUAAUAAAAUAAACCAAAUUUUUAAGCUAAACAUAUACUUAAUAAGAAAUUAGUUGAAUCUUAAGGAUAAAAACUAUAAUAAGUGAAAUUAUUAUAGAAUAUAACAGAUGAAGAUUUAAAGAGUAUCAAAAUAGUUAAUACUCAAAAUCAAAGUGUAUUAUAAAAAGUAUAUAGCAAUACUUUGCAAUAAUAUUAAGCUAGAUUAUUAUCAAAACCUUAAGUUGUAUAAUAAUCUCAUGAUGAAAAUUGUAUAAGAAAUCCAUUUACAAUAAAAACAUAAGCAGAUUAUUUAAGUGAAAAUAGUACAGAGUUAAAUUCAAUAACAACUAGAUCAUCUUAACCUGUAAUUAGAACUGAGAAUGUUCAUUAAUCUUAUGGAUAAUUACCUUCAAUUCAUAUUCCAUAAAAUCUUCCAUUAUAAAUUGUUUUUGAUACUCUUAGCACACUUCCUAGAGUAAAUAAGGAUAAUCUUGUUUUAUCUUUAAUGUAUUAAUAAGCUUUCAAAUCAGAGAAUCCAGAAAAAAAAGCAAAAUAAAUUUAAAAAGUAAUUUAAGCAUCUUAUAGAAAUGUUUAAAAAUAAUUUGAAUCAAAAAUGAUACCUACAAAUGAAAUUAACAAUAUUAGUAAUAAUUAGUCUAUUGAUAAACGUAGAUUGAAAUUUAAAUCUAGUGGAUCUAAUGAUCUAAAUUCAACUAGAAGCAAUUAUGUGAGUUUUGUUCAAUAAAAAUAAUUAUGUUCAUAAAUUAAUUGA
Molecule: messenger RNA, 1479 nt
Organism: Paramecium primaurelia
Lineage: Eukaryota; Ciliophora; Oligohymenophorea; Peniculida; Parameciidae
Source: the annotation of a GenBank genome assembly